This is a messenger RNA of Acanthosepion pharaonis, 975 nucleotides long. The record is from the annotation of a GenBank genome assembly. Lineage: Eukaryota; Metazoa; Mollusca; Cephalopoda; Sepiida; Sepiidae.
AUGUCAUAUUGGCUCUUGUUCUGCAAUCACCUCCUCUCACUUACCUCACACUCCCUCUUUACACGUACUUACUCUCUCUAUCUUCACUUAUUCUGCUUCUCUCCUUACACUUUCUAUUCUUUCUAUUUUUCAUUCACUGAGUCUUUCUUUUCAUUCCCUCUCUUUCUCCUUCAUUUUUCCUUCAUUCUCCACUCUCUCUCUCUCUCUCUCUCUCUCUAUUUAUCUUUCUUUCUCUUUCUUCAUCCACUUCUUCACUUUUCUUCACUUUCGCUUUAUCUCUGUCUCUCUCUCUGUUUAUUUUCUCCCGUUAUCCUUUAUUUUCUAUUUUAUCUUCCCUCCAUACGUUUUCCCUUUCUUUUCCACGCCACUUUAUUCCCUCUUUCUCUAUUCAAGUUACUUUUCUUCUGUUUACCUUUAUCUCUCAAUUCUCUCACUUUAGCCUCGUCAUCGCUGUCUGUCCCAUUUCCUUUGUUUUCACUUCUUGUCAUUCUUUUUAUAUUUUUCAUUAUCUCUCUUUUCUUCAAUCCUAGUUUUAUUCUUUCUUUAUUCAUCAUGCUUCUCACUUUCAUUUUGACUCCCGCUAACUUCCUUUUUCUCUUUUUCUCUUUCUUUAUCUCUCUACAUAAUCUUUCUUCUCUUGCGUUUUCUUUCUUCUUGUUCUCUUUCUUCCCUCAUUUCCUCUUCCUCCUUUCACUUUAUCUCUCAAUAUUUCUCCAUUCUUUCUCCUUUCCUUCUCUUUUUAUUCUUCAUUUAAUAUCUCUCACUUUGCUAGUCUUUCUUCCUCAUUAUAGCUCUUUAUCUCUCGUUAUCUCACACCUUCCUUCUCUCUAUUUUUGUUUCAUUCUUUCUAUUUCUCUUCAUUAUCUAUAUAGCUAUCUAUUCUUUUCCUCCCUCCUUUCUUACGAUUUACUUACUAUCGAAAAGGCUACUGGCCUGUUGAGGAAAAAUUACAGACUAAGACAAGUUUAUGGAUGA